GCCAAUCCCAAAUCGUACAAACUCCCGACUAUCCAAUCAGAAGCGGCUGCAGGCAGAUGCUGCAUCCGGAUCAAGUUGAACACACAGAGCAUCCUCCGCUGCAAAAACAUCCCUCUGAUACACAACAUUACAGAUGGGGCGCAGGAAGUCAAAGAGAAAGCCACCCCCCAAGAAAAAAAUGACGGGCAACCUGGACACUCAGUUCACCUGCCCGUUCUGUAACCACGAGAAAUCCUGCGAUGUCAAAAUGGAACGAACUCGAAACACAGGAAUAAUAUCGUGCAGCGUUUGCUUGGAGGAGUUCCAGACCCCUAUAACCUAUCUGUCCGAGCCAGUGGAUGUCUACAGUGAUUGGAUCGACGCCUGCGAAGCAGCCAAUCAAUAGUCACGUUUUCCUGUGACUCACCUCCUCUCUAACCUCACGCACAUUUCACCCCUUCCAUUGGUCCACUGAAUUAGGUCCUGUUCAGCUAGCACAAUGUAGCACGAUUUUCACAAACAGUAGAAGCAUCCUGUUUCUGGUGUUGGUGCAUGAAAGGCUUAGUUGAACUUUGCUUCAGCGGGGCUCACUGAGCAUGACACGUUCCUCUGGCUGGGCCAGGAGGUCACCACCUUGUUUUGUGUACAUCACAAUUCUCACUGUAAAAGUUUCAUAGGGCAGUGAUCAGCUUUUAAGUGUUUUGUUUUGUUUUUAGAGUAAAUUAUGAUGUUUUUUCCCCAGGGAUACACAAUAUAUAUUGACCUGAUAAAUGGCAAAUUUAUAUGAUUAGGUGUUAUUCUCAUUAUUCAAAUCAUAGCUGAUGAAUAGAGCCGAUAAUAUGAAGCCAAACUGCCAAAUGGCGGUAUGGAACUUCUUUUUAAAGUACUCAAAUGUGAGAUUAUCAGUUGUCUUAUCUGUAUGGGCCAUGACAAACAGGCAACUAUCAGUUGACUGCAUCAGCUGAAAAAUAUUUGUAUCGUGCAUCCCUAGUUGUCUCUUUGCCUUGUCAAAUUUGUCAUAUAAUUGAGUUAGAAAAGUUAUAUAUUUCCUCAAGUGUUAAACAUUCCAUGUCCAUUUCAUCCCUUUUGAUUAUGAAUGUUUAGGUUUAUUUAGAGUUGUAUUUAGUGUUUUUGACUUUGUUUUUUGUUUUUUUUAUCCCCGUUUCAAAUGCACUGAAAUAUUUUCUUGUUUGACAAUUUGAACUGCCAAAUCUUUUCCAAUUUUCUGUUUUGGGGACAGUAUUUGUAUUGUUCUGGUUUAGGGCUGCAACUAACAGUUAUUUUCAUUAUCGAUUAAUCUGCUGAUCGUUUUAAACAGUUGUGGAUUAAUCCAAAGCAACAUUUUCAAGUUCAAAUUGAUGUCUUCAGACCGCUUCUUCUGUCCAACCAGCAGUCCAAAACCAUUUACUGUCAUAAAUGACAAGGAAAAGCAGCAAAUCCGCACAUCUACAAAGUAGGAACCAGCAAAUGUUUUUAAUCGAUUUUCAAAAUAGCUUGCACUUAAUUUUUCUGUCAAUCAAAUAACCGUUGCAGCUCUAGAUUUGAUUAUUUUCCUUUUUUAGUCACAAUCUUGUAAAUUCUAUUACACUACUUCUGUGUAAUGCACAUCUUCUCUGUAUUUUUAGGUAAUGACAGUAAAGAGAAAAUCAAACCUGAA
Messenger RNA from Acanthopagrus latus (yellowfin seabream), 1636 nucleotides. RefSeq names its product ELF1 homolog, elongation factor 1 (gene elof1). Gene Ontology annotation, cellular component: transcription elongation factor complex. Bases 134 to 385 code for a protein of 83 amino acids. The record is from RefSeq and is a predicted model, not a curated record. The transcript is spliced from 4 exons. Lineage: Eukaryota; Metazoa; Chordata; Actinopteri; Spariformes; Sparidae. Gene Ontology annotation, molecular function: RNA polymerase II complex binding. Gene Ontology annotation, biological process: transcription elongation by RNA polymerase II.